UUCUAUAAAUAAUGAUAUAAAGCACAGUCCCGUCGAUGCCAUGGAAUUGGGCCCUGGCGAUAACAUGAUUUUUCCUUUUAUUAUGCUUUUACUGUAGCCAUGGUAAUAUGAAUAAGAAAAAGGACAAGUCGGGAAAAUUUUCCUUCAGGAAAAGCAAAAAGAAUAAAAACAAGGACAUAGAAGCCCCAGAAGAAACAAAACAGCUCACAGAACACAAGACAAAUAAUGAAGAAAACAACGUCAUUACACAGGUACAAAAUAAAGCAGUGAAUGUGAAAAAUGAAAGAUCAGCAGAGAUUCAGGAGCGGAUCAACGAGAGGCCGGUGGAUGUCGGUCCAGUUCUGAGGAGUGUGGUACAAAAUGCACCAAGUCAGAAUGGAGAUUCCCCGAAAACAUUGGAAAGUGUAGACCCAAAAGGACCGAAGAGGGUACAUAGUUAUUCCAGGGAGUCGCCUGAACAAAGCACAUCCCAAAUGUUGCCUAUGGAGGAAAGAAGGAAAUUAAAACAGUUUGCCUCAUUUCGAAGUCCUAGCUCAAAUAAAGAUACUUUGUCUUAUGAAAAUGAAGAAACGACUUCAUCAGAG
Saccostrea cuccullata (small rock oyster) is the source of this 584-nucleotide messenger RNA. RefSeq lists its product as uncharacterized. The record is from RefSeq and is a predicted model, not a curated record. The annotation marks the transcript as partial. NCBI's taxonomy places the organism in Eukaryota, Metazoa, Mollusca, Bivalvia, Ostreida, Ostreidae. The transcript is spliced from 7 exons.